CAUUCGCUGCAAAAAAUAAACAUUAGCACGCCGGCCACGUCGUUGAGUUGAAGACGAGUUUUAGUGUGCAAAAGAUAUCUAAUUUGCCAUCGGAAAUCGGAAAAGCAGUGAAAAAGAGUUUCCAUUUCCAAGAGAGAGCGUUGCACUGCUUUUAUUGGCACAAGCAGCACUUUGAGUGGACAUGUCAGGCUUCUCGUUUGGAUUUUCCACGGAUGAUGUGGAAAAUUUUGACAAAUCCGACUCAACAUCAGGCGCCAACAAACAGCUUCAAUGGUUUCCUGCCAAGGAACUGACCUUUGACUCGGAUCCACUGCUCCCUUCUUCGUACCUCCACUCAAGAGGAAGUGUGCAGCUGGAAAUUGCUAAUUCGGAGGAGGUUUUGAAACUUGUCAGUGAAAAUGAAAAUAGCUGUGCUAAAGCCGCUGACUCGGUGCAUUCUGAUUUAGUCCCAGCUUUCUACGAAGGAGGUCUGAAGAUCUGGGAGUGUACAGAUGAUCUCCUUGAUUUUAUUUCUCGUCCGAUUUUUAAAGAGAAACUCCAAAACUCGAAAGUGUUAGACCUUGGUUGCGGUUCAGGAGCAAUUGGGAUUUAUUGCCUGCUUUCAGGUGCAUCCGAAGUCCACUUUCAGGACUAUAAUGAAGAGGUCUUGAAAUUUUACACAAGACCUAAUGUCACCUUAAACCUCUUCGGUGACAACGUAACUGAUAAAGUCAAGUACUUUGCUGGGGAUUGGAGUUCUUUUGCUGACCUUAUGAAGAACUACAAGUACGACUUCAUAUUUACUUCUGAAACCAUCUACAGCCAAGAGUGUUACCCCAAAUUGCUGAAAAUCUUCAAAAAUCAUUUGAAUGACUCGGGGGAAAUAUAUCUUGGUGCCAAAACAUACUACUUUGGCGUGGGUGGAGGAACACGGCUAUUUGAAAGUGCUCUAGAGAAAGAGGCAACGUUAAAAAGUGAGCAAGUCUGGAAGUGUGAUGAAGGUCUUCACAGGGAAAUUUUGCGGAUAACAAAAGCAAUCACCAGUUUAGGAAGCUGACUGACAGAAUAAGCACUGUAAUCCAACUGCCGGAAGUGUCAUGGUAUGUGAGCGCGGCACACGUCACAUUUCUGCAGAAAUAUCCAAGUGCGCACUCGGCACACAUUUAUCACCGGCAGGCUCAUUUUUUUACUCGUCGGUGGCAAUAUUAUCCAUCAGGUAUGUACCCAAGGAGGGGAAGCGUAUAUAAAGUUUAUCAAACUGCACGCACUUAAACUCUUGAGUGAUAAAUAUUUUAUGACGACAGAGCGUCGCUGAAUAAAAAAAAAGCAGAUUUUGUGUGCGCCGAAUUUAACGCGCCCUCGCAAACAUUAAAAUAGUACGUCGAAAAUGAUAAAUUGAGGCUAUUGUUGCAACACGUGCGCCCUCGCCUCCCUCUCUCUACUGUGCGCCCUUUGCUGGAGAAGAGAAAGAGGAUUUCAUUUUUGCUCAUUUUUACAACCCUUUCUGCUGCACGGCUAAAUGGAAUUUUAGAUAUACAGCUUCCACGCGCACAAAGCUCUUUAUGUCGAGAGACUUGUAAUUCAAAUUUAUGUAUACAUGCGCGUUCUUUCAUUUAUUUUAUCUCAGCAGCCGGCUAUGCAGAACGGCGCCGAGGUGAGUUUCUUUUGAGGAACAACCGGCGCGGAAAAGAAAGUGAGACAGAGGAAAAUCAAUUUUGGGCCGCGCACAUAUUUCUCUUUUUUCUUAAAGCGUGUGCGUUACGACAAAGGGAAUUUUUUCGUUAUGCAUCAAGCUGGAAAGACCCGAAUUGAGAGGAUUUUCUUUUCUGUUUGAUACAUAAUACACAGGCAACGCGGAAUUCGACGUGAUAGGCUAAGCUCCAAAUUGCAUCGAACCAAUUUUUUUGAAUCGAAAAAAAUUUAUUUAAGCUGCUCCUUAGAGAAUCACGGAAAAAAGAUUUAGUAAAAAAAUUGUAGAAAAAUAAUAUUACAAAGCAAAGUUUUGACGAGCGCAUAAUAUUUUUUGAAAUUCCAAACCAAUUCCUUUUCUAGCUAAAUUUUAAAAAUUUUUAUUUCUACAAAACGGAUUGGAUGAAUCGUAAUUUGGUCAAUGUCUAAAAUUUUGUGCUACAAUCUGGAAUCGCACUUUCUCUUUAAAAACAUAUUCGAUACUUUGAUUGACAGUGAUUUUUUUCAAAACUUUUCGCAACCAACUAUUUCUAAAAAAACCCACUUUGGUUUUAAGAAGGAUUUUAAGCUCAUAUUAUUGGAAGUUCUUCAACCUCGUGUUUGCUCAAAGUGGACUUGCGUUCAUGGUGGAAACGGAGAAAAAAAAUCAAAGUUGGCACUUUGCUCAUUUGGCGAAUGUUGUGUUCAAACCCGUGGCGCACCAACGCUCAAAACACUCACCGGCCGAGAGCAACGAACUGAACUGCCACCGCAGCAGUAAAAGAAAAUUUUCAUUAUCUGCGUCGCCAGCGAAACGACUUCCUUCCUCUCUUGAAAUGGUAAUGAGCGGGCAGCACUUUUAAUGCGUCCUCCACCCACUUGGCACUAGUUCUUGUCGAAAUUCGCCAACAAACUUGGCCAAGUAUAAGGGUGGACCCCCCUCUUUCUGAAAGCGAGCUUCGAUAUUUAUUCAAUUAAUGGUGGAUUAAAUACCAAAGUUUAAUGUAGUGUGCUGUUAAAUUGCUAACUGAAUUUUCUCCUCAAAGCCGAUUUAAUUUGCUCGAUAACGGCGCCUGUGAUUCUGCAAGUUGGUUGAAUCGGCGCUAUUAUUACUGGCCGCCUCGCGAUAGAGAGAAACGGCUCGAGGAGAGAUGCGGCCGCGUUCUAACUUCGUCGGGGCUCUCCCCGGAUGGCUAAUAAUAGCGAUGGCGCGGUGUAUCCGAGCCCGAACUGGCCGUCGCGAGUCGGACGAAAAGCCGAACGAAUCAUGCCCGCGACCAUGUGACUCUCUUUCUCUCUCGCUUUGUGUCCGAUCGAAAUACCUGAUUAUUUAUAUUCAGUAGUUUUUGGAGUCGCACGCAUUUAUUUACUCACCGCAAUGCUUUUAUGCCGGCGGUGACCAUUUGUUUGGAGCGCGCACGUGCCAUUUCGCUGUGAAUAAAUCUGCGGACGGACAAAAAGCACAAACGCAAUACCAGAGAAGAGGCAUCACUUUGUCGACACAUGCAAAUAUCCUGGCCCCGAGCGAACGCGGACUGAAAUAUUCAAUGGCUUUUUAAUGGCGGCUGUAUGCUUAUUUUUGGAAAUGGAGUCGAAAUCGAUUUAGAUAUUUUAUUAUUUCACCACCAUGUUUCAAAAUCAAAAUUCAUUUUUCAAUUAAGUGAAUGUUUCUUGCUCUAAAUCAUUACCGAUAUAGACCAAAUACAGCUCAAGAUUGAUAAUGAAGGUUGAAAGAUUAUUUAACAUCAAAAUAAUAUUUUGCAAAAAUAAAAAAACUAAAAAAAUUAUUGAAAUUUUU
Messenger RNA from Neocloeon triangulifer, 3445 nucleotides. RefSeq names its product histidine protein methyltransferase 1 homolog. The transcript is spliced from 7 exons. The coding region runs from base 182 to 1036 and encodes 284 amino acids. Gene Ontology annotation, biological process: peptidyl-histidine methylation, to form tele-methylhistidine. The record is from RefSeq and is a predicted model, not a curated record. Gene Ontology annotation, molecular function: protein-L-histidine N-tele-methyltransferase activity. Lineage: Eukaryota; Metazoa; Arthropoda; Insecta; Ephemeroptera; Baetidae.